AUUCCAGUCAUUCUUCCGACUCCAUUCAGAAGUAGAGUACAUUUUUAAUUGCACGGAAACAUUUAAGAUUAUGGAUUUCAACCAAAUUUGGGUUUGGUUCCAAAAUUUUGCUGUGGUUCCCUCCAACUGGGGUUACCUCCUGCUUGGCGUCAUUGGGGUUUGGAUACUGUACAAAUUUAUACGGAAUCCAAGACGUUUUCUCUGCAUUCUAAGAACAAUACCGAGAGAUUUUGGGGUCCUUCCAACUCUAUUAUGCUUAAAACGAGAUCUGCGAAAGUUUCAGAAUGGCAACUAUACAAUAUUCAAGGCUUUUGACCAUGUCGUAAAACGCGACCCAAAGAAAACUCUGAUCUACUUUGAAGAUUUUAAAAUGACGACUGAAGAGGUUCAGCAACUGAGUUAUCGUGUCGCCAAUUACUUCAAAUCUCUUGGCUUCAAGAAAGGCGACACGGUUGGAAUUUUCAUGGACAACUGUGCGGAAUAUGCAGCCUUAUGGCUAGGACUUUCUCGGAUCGGAGUAGUCUCUGCCCUAAUUAAUUACAACCUACGUCUAAAACCCUUAAAACACUGCAUUGAAGCUGUGAACUGUAAAGCUGUAAUUUUCAGUGCGGACCUUUCUGAUGCUCUGAAGGAGUUGAUGGAAACUUUAGGCGCUCUUGCGGGUGACCCAACCCUUUACUACUUUGUGGAUGGGUCGCAAGUAUCACGAGCAACGUCAGAGAUACAAUCUCCCAAAUGUUCUCUCUCAUUUGUCCCGGAUCUGAACCAAUUGCUCCAAAAUGUCCACGCAGCACCUCCUCUUGUCUCUGAGUCCCUUGGUUUCAAUGACCGCGCCAUGUUUAUCUUCACCUCGGGGACUACAGGUCUCCCAAAAGCAGCGUCUAUUAAGCAUUCGCGACUUUUCUUGAUGGGAACCAGUUGUUAUUACGUAUCAAGUCUUGGGCGUGAAGACGUCAUGUACACGUCACUCCCGCUCUAUCACGGAUCCGGAACUAUGUUUGGAACGGGAAUCACACUGAUUUACGGAACUUCGCAAGUAAUUCGGAAAAAGUUCUCCGCCUCGAGUUUCUGGAGUGAUUGUAUCAAGUACAAAGUGACGGCUGCACAAUACAUUGGCGAAACUUGUCGGUACAUCUUGGCUCAACCACCAUCGUCACUGGAUAAGGCACACACAGUUCGAGUCAUGUUUGGAAAUGGAUUACGGAGUGAAAUUUGGGGGAGCUUUGUGACCAGAUUUGGAGUCAAAAUAAGAGAAUGUUAUGGAAGCACGGAAGGAAAUUGUGGCAUGGCAAAUAUGGACGAUAAAUUGGGAGCUGUAGGAUUCGUUCCUAUAUGGGCUCCAAAUGUUCUUCCUCUCCGACUUAUCAAAGUGGACGAGGAGACUGGCGAACCCAUUCGUGAUCCUAAAACAGGGUUCGUUUAUAAGUGCGGACAAGAUGAACCUGGUGAACUCGUGGGAAGGAUCAUCAAAAAGAAUCCCAUGACAGACUUUGAAGGGUAUGCUGAUAAGAGCUCAACGGGUGGAAAAAUUCUUGAAAAUGCGUUUCGAAAAGGGGACUCUUGGUUCAGGUCUGGAGACGUGUUGGUGCAAGAUGAGCUUGGCUAUUUCUUUUUCCGAGAUCGCAAAGGAGAUACUUUCCGCUGGAAAGGAGAAAACUGCUCAACCGCCGAAGUGGAGUCAAUUAUCAGCACAAUCAGCGGCCUGAAGGGGACCACUGUGUUUGGCGUGGAAGUUCCUGGGACCGACGGGCGUGCAGGAAUGGCGGUCAUGUCCGACCCUGAAAACUCUCUGGACUUGCAUCAACUGGCAAUCGGGGUCAUAAAAUCUCUCCCGUCUUACGCUCGCCCACUCUUCCUUCGCAUCCUGACCACAGAAAUUGAGAUGACGGGAACGUACAAACUGAAGAAGAACGAGUAUCAGAAGUCUGGAUUCAACUUGAAUCUCAUCCAGGACAAAGUUUAUUUUUUCAAUGGGAAGCAAUACCUUCAAAUGGACAAACAAAUGCACGAGGAUAUAAUAUCUGGUAAAAUAAGAGUUUAGAAGAAUGAAUUUAGUAGUGUAGGCUAAAUAUCCGAUUUAAUACUUAAACUAGUGAUUUUUUAUAUGUACAUAUUCAUUAAACAUCACUUUUGGUAUUUUAAAUUUUUACUGUAAAUAAAUUCGUAUUGAUAAAU
This is a messenger RNA of Folsomia candida, 2175 nucleotides long. Its product is annotated as long-chain fatty acid transport protein 4. Gene Ontology annotation, cellular component: endoplasmic reticulum. The transcript has 11 exons. The record is from RefSeq and is a predicted model, not a curated record. Gene Ontology annotation, molecular function: long-chain fatty acid transmembrane transporter activity; long-chain fatty acid-CoA ligase activity. Gene Ontology annotation, biological process: triglyceride homeostasis. NCBI's taxonomy places the organism in Eukaryota, Metazoa, Arthropoda, Collembola, Entomobryomorpha, Isotomidae. Bases 71 to 2041 code for a protein of 656 amino acids.